Messenger RNA from Eucalyptus grandis, 1694 nucleotides. Its product is annotated as mitogen-activated protein kinase 3. The record is from RefSeq and is a predicted model, not a curated record. Gene Ontology annotation, cellular component: cytoplasm; nucleus. The transcript is spliced from 6 exons. The coding region runs from base 142 to 1263 and encodes 373 amino acids. NCBI's taxonomy places the organism in Eukaryota, Viridiplantae, Streptophyta, Magnoliopsida, Myrtales, Myrtaceae. Gene Ontology annotation, biological process: protein phosphorylation; intracellular signal transduction. Gene Ontology annotation, molecular function: ATP binding; MAP kinase activity.
GCUUCAUUACUUAAACUCUCCCUCCACCCGCUCCACAACGAUCUCCAUCGCCAUUACGUUUCUAGAGAGAGAAAGUGAAGAGAGAGGAUAGAAGAGAAGAGAGAGAGAGAGAGAGAGAGAGCGCUGAGGAGGUUAGAGGUCAUGGCUGACGCCGCAGCUCAGAACGGCCAGUUCAGCGACUUCCCGGCGGUCCCGACCCACGGCGGCCAGUUCAUCCAGUACAACAUCUUCGGCAACCACUUCGAGAUCACGGCCAAGUACCGGCCGCCGAUCAUGCCGAUCGGCCGCGGCGCGUACGGCAUCGUCUGCUCUGUUCUGAACUCGGAGACGAACGAGAUGGUGGCGAUCAAGAAGAUAGCGAACGCGUUCGACAACCACAUGGACGCCAAGCGGACGCUCCGCGAGAUCAAGCUGCUCCGCCAUCUGGACCACGAGAACGUUAUUGGCAUUAGAGAUGUGAUUCCUCCUCCCCUACGGCGAGAAUUUACUGAUGUCUACAUUGCUAUGGAACUCAUGGACACUGAUCUUCACCAAAUUAUUCGUUCAAACCAAGGCUUGUCAGAAGAGCACUGUCAGUACUUCUUGUAUCAGAUUCUACGUGGACUGAAGUAUAUCCACUCUGCGAAUGUUAUUCAUAGAGACUUGAAACCCAGCAAUCUUUUGCUGAAUGCCAAUUGUGACCUGAAGAUCAUUGACUUUGGCCUGGCACGGCCAACUGCAGAAAAUGAAUUUAUGACUGAAUAUGUGGUCACCAGAUGGUACAGGGCACCAGAAUUGCUGUUGAACUCUUCAGAUUAUACUGCUGCUAUAGAUGUGUGGUCUGUUGGUUGCAUAUUUAUGGAGCUUAUGAACAGAAAGCCUUUGUUCCCUGGGAGGGAUCAUGUGCAUCAGAUGCGUUUGCUUGUAGAGCUUCUUGGUACACCAGCUGAUGCCGAUCUUGGGUUUGUGCGAAAUGAGGAUGCACGCCGAUACAUAAGACAGCUUCCUCAGCAUCCCCGUCAACCAUUGGCUAGUGUUUUUCCUCAUGUUCACCCUUUGGCCAUCGAUCUGGUUGAGAAGAUGUUGACAUUUGACCCAACAAAGAGAAUCACAGUUGAAGAAGCACUAGCCCAUCCUUAUCUUACGAGAUUACACGACAUAGCUGAUGAACCUGUGUGCCGACAACCAUUUUCUUUUGAGUUUGAGCAACAGCCCUUGGGAGAAGAGCAGAUGAAGGACAUGAUAUAUCAGGAGGCUAUAGCGCUCAAUCCAGAGUUUGCUUGAUGCUGUUUAAAGUUUCUAUGGUGGAUGAGGAACUGCGAACUAAAGUGGAAACAGUGCAGCGCAACGAAAUGAAGAGUUGCACAUAUUCAGAGGCAACCGAUCUCGUUGCUUUAUUUUUCCGUGGAGUAAGUAUGCCGUACCACGAAUACUGAUUUGAGGGGAGCUUUGCUCCACCUGUCGAAUAAACCUUCUUGAUUCCUUGAAACGCCUUUUGUUUUUGCAAUCGGUGCUUCUUGGCAUUCUUUUAUUAGCUUGUAUUUCACUCAACGUGCUUAAUAUCAUUUUGUUGUAACAUUUCACAGUCUGUAAAUUUGUACUGCAAGAUGUAUUAGUAAGAAGAACUGUAUUUUUUUUUAUUUUUUUGGUUCAUUGAACCGUGCUUCAGUUUAUGAAUGCUAAUCUGUAUGUAACGCGCAGAGCAGGGCGCUAGA